Messenger RNA from Epinephelus moara (kelp grouper), 2321 nucleotides. RefSeq names its product thioredoxin-interacting protein-like. NCBI's taxonomy places the organism in Eukaryota, Metazoa, Chordata, Actinopteri, Perciformes, Serranidae. Gene Ontology annotation, molecular function: ubiquitin protein ligase binding. Gene Ontology annotation, biological process: protein transport. The record is from RefSeq and is a predicted model, not a curated record. Gene Ontology annotation, cellular component: cytoplasm. The coding region runs from base 809 to 2023 and encodes 404 amino acids. The transcript is spliced from 7 exons.
AUUAAUUUAAAUAGGUUCCUGUAAAUUACUUGAAAUAGGUUUAAAAUUCCUGUAAAUGACUUUAAAUUGAUUUAGAAUCCCUGGAACUGACUCUAAAUACAUUUAAAAUGACUAUAUAUAACUACAGAUAGGUUCAAAAUCCCUUUAAAUGACUUUAAAACAUUUAAAAUUCCUGUAAAUGACUUUAAAUACAUUUUAAAUCACUGUAAAUAACUUUAAAUAGGUUUAAAAUUACUGUAAAUAACUUUAAAUAUAUUUGAAAUCACAGUCAAUGACUUAAAAUACAUUUCAAAUUCCUGUAAAUAACUGUAGAUAAGUGAAAGUGAUAGUUGAGUCCACCAGUUGUUGGUAUUGUUGUUGGAGCGUCAGCCGGACAGUAAAUCUGCUUCUAUUCUCACUCUGAUGACUCCAAUGUUAAAAUCCUGCUUCUCAUUUAUGGCCGGCCAGUAACAAGCCCCGCCCCCUGCGGCACGCGCUGUCCACGCGUCCUUUCUGCACUCUGAUUGGCUUCAUUCGCCAGGACAGCCGGUGCUGACCAAUCAGAGAGCUCCGUCCCUCAGCGGCUUGGUUUGUCCACACACUGUACACGUGCUGCUCGGUGUUGCUGUAACGGGACUCCGGGACACCGUACCGACGGUAUAAAGCGAGCCCGACCUGUUUACUGACCCUGAAACAACCAGACUAACGACAAAUAACACGGUUCAUGGUCGUUACGAUCGUUAAUGUUCCUGUCUUUACUGUUACACGUUACAGUUUGAUUUAAUUCAUCAUCUUCAUCACUCGUCCCAGUGAAAGUCUCGGUACCAUCAUGGUUCUGUCUCCAGUGAACAAGAUGGCAGUGUUCCAGCUGGUGUUCUCGGACCCCGGCAGGUCCUUCUACAGCAGCGGGGACAAACUGUCCGGCUCCGUGCAGCUGAAGGCGGCUCUGCCCUGCAGAGUGACCGGCCUCAGGGUCACCGCCGCCGGUUGCGCCCGCGUGGAUUACCGCGGUGGGAAGAAACUCAAGAGCCGCAGCCAGGAGGUGGAGUACCUUAAGUAUGAGGAGGAGCUGCGGCUGGAGGAGAAGCUCACCAGAGACUCCGAUGGCUACUUCCUGCUGCAGCCUGAUCAAACAUACAGCUUCCAGUUCGGCUUCGAGCUUCCUGCAGCUGGGCAUCUGGUGUCGUCCUAUAAAGGCAAGUUCGGUUACGUCCGUUACUAUGUGCGGGCGGUGCUGGACAGGUCUCCCCAGGGUGCUUUGCAAUGUGAGAGGGAGUUUGAGGUCGAGGAGCCGCUGGACGUGAACCGGCCUGAACUGCUGGCUCCAGCUGCAGCCUCCAAACAGAAGAAAGUCACCUGUAUGUUCAUACCUGACGGCCAGGUGUCCAUCAGCGCUCAGAUCGACAGGAAGGGCUUCUGCGAGGGAGAAGAGAUCAGCAUCAACGCCAAGUUCGAGAACACCUGCUCACGUAUCGUCGUGCCGAAGGCCGCCAUCAUCGCCAAACACUCAUACCUUGCAAACGGACGCACCAAGGAGUCACGUCAGAAACUGUCGGCGGUUCGAGGGAACCACAUCAUCUCGGGGAUGUGUGACAUAUGGCAGGGGAAGACCAUCAGAGUCCCCAAACUGAGGCCGACGCUGCUCGGAUGUGACAUCAUCAAGGUGGACUACGCCCUCAUGAUCUACCUGCACAUCCCCGGCAGCGAGAAACUGAUCCUGGAGCUGCCGCUGGUCAUCGGUACAAUCCCGUUCAGCGGCGUCGGCAGCAGGACCAGCAGCAUGAGCAGCCAGGUCGAGUCUCUGAGCAGCUGGUCGUCCUUCCCCUCAGCACCGCCCAGCUACAGCGACAUCCACAGAGACCUGAGGGUGGACGGGCCCCGCACCCCGCUGCUCCUGGACUACGAUGGCGGGGAGGAUGACGAGGAAGAGGGCGGGCUCUUCAUGAGAGCACCUGAAAUGUACCACCUGCCUCCCCCUCCCCCGGCAUACACAGAGGUCGAUCAGGACACCGUUAACCCUCCUCGAGUGGUUCACGUCUUCUAAGGACUUCCUGUCCCUCCGCCACGAUGGACUGAACCCUGAAAACUGAACUGGACUGCAGCGCUCCCUGAGGACGACGAUGACUCGGCAGUUUCCUGACGAUGACUCCGCAUGUUUUGAUACUUUAUUCUGUAGAUAAAAAACAGAGAAAGCGUUUUGUUCUGACGUGUUUUUGAUAUUUGUUGUUACUCAGUUGAAUGUUUGUUUUUUUACUGAAGAGAAGAACUCACAGUUUUGUAUACGAUGUAAAUAAAAGCAGAUGUUUAUUUUUUUACUCAAACAAUAAAUCAGUUUAACAUCA